Messenger RNA from Brassica oleracea var. oleracea, 2098 nucleotides. Its product is annotated as bZIP transcription factor 17. The coding region runs from base 88 to 1935 and encodes 615 amino acids. The record is from RefSeq and is a predicted model, not a curated record. The transcript has 2 exons. NCBI's taxonomy places the organism in Eukaryota, Viridiplantae, Streptophyta, Magnoliopsida, Brassicales, Brassicaceae. Gene Ontology annotation, molecular function: DNA-binding transcription factor activity. Gene Ontology annotation, cellular component: endoplasmic reticulum membrane; nucleus.
CGUGAGCCACGCGCCGAAGACGGAGGCAGCUUCCACUUCGUCUUCUUCAUCCCCAAUUCGGAAACCCUAACCCUAGAACUCACGAAAAUGGCUGAAUCAAUCACAGAGGAGCCUCCACCUCCCGAAUUCGAUCCCAUCUCGACCCCUCCGUUCGCCCAAUUUCACAAUCCCAGCUCCGAUCAAACUCCAAUCGGCGAACUAAUGUCCGAUCUAGGGUUCCCAAUCGACGCCGACUUCGAGCUCACUUUCGACGGCAUGGAAGAUCUCUACUUACCAGCCGAGGACGAGACCUUCCUCCUCCCCGAUAACGCAUCCAACCAAGAGCAGUUCGGAGAUUUUACGUCGGAGUCCGAUGAUGAGCGUACGUCAGAUCAACCGACUCCAUUGUCGUCUCAGGGAUCAGAUAACUGUGGCUCCGAUGUCUCGGAAGCUGUGGAUCAGAAGGUUAAGGUGGAAGAAGCUUCUGCUACGAAGAGGAAGAAAGAGGAUACGAGUGACGAAUCGAGGAGCAGUAAGUUCAUGAGAUCGGGAGAAGAAAGCGCCGUCGUCACAGGCGAAGAAGAAGAAGAAGAAGAGGACGAGAAGAGAAAGAGAGCGAGAUUGAUUAGAAACCGUGAAAGCGCGCAGCUUUCUAGGCAGAGGAAGAAGCAUUACGUUGAAGAGCUUGAAGAGAAGGUUAAGAGUUUGCAUUCUUGUAUAACGGAUUUGAACGGGAAGAUAUCUUAUUUCAUGGCUGAGAACGCUACUCUAAGGCAGCAGUUGGGCCCACCGCCUCCUUAUCCUCCAAUGGCUUAUCCAUGGAUGCAUUGUCCUCCUUAUAUGGUGAAGCAACAAGGAGGAGGACAAGUGCCUUUGAUUCCCAUCCCUAGGUUGAAACCACAGAAUCCAGUUAAGGCGAAGAGUAAGAAGAGUGAAGCUAAGACCAAGAAGGUUGCUAGUAUUAGCUUUCUUGGUCUUGUGUUUUGUCUGUUUUUGUUUGGUGCGUUGGCUCCGGUUGUGAAUGUUAAUUACGGAGGGAUUAGUGGUGGUGUCUUUUAUGGGAGCUAUAGGUCUAAUUAUGUUACUGAUCAGGUUUAUAACCAGCAUAGGAAUAGAAUUUUGGAUACGUCUCGUAGUAACGAGAGAGAUUCUGCGACAGAGAGCUCUGUACCACCUGGAAACGGUAGUGAGCCUCUAGUUGCAUCGCUUUUUGUUCCGAGGAAUGAUAAGCUUGUGAAGAUUGAUGGGAAUUUGAUUAUUAAUUCUAUUCUGGCGAGUGAGAAAGCCUUGGCUUCUGAAUCAAAUGAGAGGAAAGCUGACGGGGUGGUUCCUAAAGAUCAUUCCCUUGCUCUGCCUCUACCUGACGUGGGAAUGAUUGAGGAUAUGGCUAAGCAUCUCGUUAGAACUAAGGCUGAAAAACAGAAAGCUUUAUCCUCUGGCUCUGCGGAAACUCUGAAAGACUCGAUUAAAACAAAAGCAGCCAGUGGUGAAAUGCAGCAAUGGUUUCGUGAAGGUGUUGCAGGACCAAUGUUUAGCUCCGGGAUGUGCACUGAAGUGUUUCAGUUUGAUGUCUCCUCAACCUCUGGAGCCAUUAUUCCUGCAUCUGCAGCAACCAACGUCCCUUCUGAACACAGUAAGAACGCCACAGUCACACAGAGGCAAAAGAACAGAAGAACACUUCGCGGUCUCGCCAUUCCACUCCCAGGAUCAGAUUUCAACUUCACCAAAGGGCACCAAAGAAACAGCUCUAGCAAAGAAAUCAAGGCGGCCUCAUCAAUGGUUGUGUCUGUGCUCGUUGAUCCCAGAGAAGGUGGUGAUGGAGAUAUCGAUGGUAUGAUUGGGGGACCAAAAUCACUGUCCCGAGUUUUUGUUGUCGUGCUUCAGGACAGUGCAAAGUAUGUAACAUACUCCUGUGUCCUGCCUCGACCAGGAGCUCCUCAUCUUGUGACCACUUAAAACAUGUCUCAGCAGUCUUCUACUUUGUAUGUAAGAAUAAACAACAGCUGCCUGCUCUUUGGAAUCAAGUAACAUCCUUAGCUAUUAUUACCGUUGUUCGGUUUUUGUUUUAAGAUGUAGAAUGCGAAUGCUGUAACCUUUUUAUAUAUCUUUGAUAAAGUUA